AUGAUUUUGGCCGAUUCGCUGGCCACUUCAAUUCGAGCCGACCGGGAGCAAGACACGGACAUGCCGUUCCCUGCCAGUGACUUGGCUCUACCGGUACUGUUCCUCGAGUUUCCCUUCCACAUUCGGCGGGUCGUUGGGUGGAGUGAGGUCUUGGUGAAGAAACAGAGUUCAAUCCAAGCCGCCGAAGGACUUAGCGUACACGAUUGCUGUGCAGAUCAUCAUGCGAAGUUGGCGCUUGGGUUUGGGAGCGGCGUCCCAGGUUGA
Molecule: messenger RNA, 264 nt
Organism: Plenodomus lingam JN3
Lineage: Eukaryota; Fungi; Ascomycota; Dothideomycetes; Pleosporales; Leptosphaeriaceae
Source: RefSeq, a predicted model, not a curated record